Molecule: messenger RNA, 1800 nt
Organism: Echinostoma caproni
Lineage: Eukaryota; Metazoa; Platyhelminthes; Trematoda; Plagiorchiida; Echinostomatidae
Source: the annotation of a GenBank genome assembly
AUGAUCACUUGGGCUUAUUUCAGCGAAGUGUUCAUGGGUGUUGAUGUGCCGUUAGACAACUAUAAGCAACGAGUUCGCGGAGCUUUCUAUCGUGGAUCUCGGUUGUUGAAUCCUCUAUCUCAAUUGAUGAAUGUUCCGCUUGAUCAAAUCAACUAUGUACUCUGUGGCUUAAUCAGUUUUGCUCUAGGCCAGUUGAUGCGACGUCGUUUCGGCCCGGGAAAAACUACACCGCACCGUCGCGCAUUGCUGGAAACUUUCUUUGGGAUAAUACUCUUAUCCUUUUGCUUCGGCAAUCAGGUCCGCGUAUUGUUACUCCAGAGCACUGUGGCAUACAUGAUGCUUCUAUUCCUGCCCCAGUCCCGGUUGACAGCGGCUCUAGUCACAAUAUGGUCCAUGUUCUACAUGACUCUUGUUCAUUUGUGCCGUAAGCAAUACGAUUACGGUGGUUAUACACUGGAUAUUUCCGGCCCAGUUAUGGUACAGACUCAGAGACUUUCCAGUUUGGCGUUCAAUCUAGCUGAUGGUGCUCGCAUCCGUCGACUUCGCCAAGUCAAGCGCGAACGGGAAGAUGGUAUGCAAGCCAAAACAGAUGCUUCCCCGGAGGACUUGAAUUCUGAAGAUCCCAGCUGGCCUUUCUCGGCUCAGGUAUCAAUGCAAGCCCUAAAAUCCAUGAUGACCCGACAGCUACAAUCGAUGGCCGAUGCACGAGCUCAUUGUGGGGCUGAGCUGAGGUCCUAUUUGAAUCGCAUCCGAGCUCGAGCACCAGCUUCAUUACGGCCAGUGAUCCGAUCAUACAGUGCUGAUCGUGUAAACGAAGUGGAUGAGUUGAUCCGCAUUCCACCCAAUCACAUGACACAUGCCGUCGACCAGGUCCCCGGACCUGUUUCGUUUUUCGCCUACACACUCUAUUUUCAUGGUGCAUGUGUCGGACCGUUUGUCUUUUACUCGGAAUAUCAAGAAUACCUGAAAGGCUACGGCAAGUCAGAGAUGCCACCAAUAGCUUGGCGCUCUCUGAAUCUGUUGGCUUUGCGGACAUUGGCGUGCGGUCUCCUCUCUGCCUAUUUGACACCGUAUUUCCCAUUCAAUUUUGUCCUGGACAAUGAGUUCCAGACUUGGUCCGUGCUUCGUCGGAUUGCUUAUACCACUUUCGCCUUGCUCCUGGUACGACAAAAGUACUAUUUCGCUUGGGGAUUGGCUGAGGUCGAUGGAAUCGGCGCGGGUCUUGGGUACACCGGUAUUUGUCCCAAAACCGGUGAGCCGCUCUAUCCACACGUGAUCAAUUUUGAUCUGCGUCAAAUUGAGUCCGGUCUUGGCCUUAAACACGUGAUCGAUGCGUGGAAUAUUUCAACUACUCGGUGGCUUCGUGAGGUAUUCUACGAUCGGUUGCCGCGAUCCUUUCGAACACCUUUAGUGUUCAUCAUCAGUGCAUUUUGGCACGGUUUCUACCCUGGUUACUAUCUAAUGUUUCUCACCUUUGCUUUAUUCACAAUUGUUUCCCGCAUGUGGCAUCGUACUGUUCGACCGUACUGUCGACCAAACCACGUCUGCGCUCAGGCCUAUGACUUAUUCACAAUGGUCGUGACCAAUAUGGCAAUCAAUUAUGCUCAGGCUCCGUUCCACCUGCUUGAUUGGUCUGCCUCGCUUACAUUCUGGUCUGCGUUCUACUUCGUGCCGCAUAUGAUCGCGUUCUUGCUCCUGCUUAUCCGAUUCGUUCAGCCGCGAUUGGCUCGUUCGGUUCGCGCUCGACGUCUGAACCAUUUUGUCCCCAUUAUUUGUCAUAGUCGCAGUGUGGGCGGCUAA